UCUGGACCGACAUCCAGGACGCAAUUGAGAGACUCGGCGGAAAGAAGACUGAAAUGGAUGCCUUGAAGACUGAAUGUAUGGAUCCAGUUGUUGAACAAGAUUAUAUAGAUCAAGUAAGGCAGAUGAUCAAGGAUGAGGAAGAUGUCAAGGAAAAAAUCGAAAGCUUUGAAAAGAAGACAGAAUAUAGGUUGUCAUCUUGGUCGCUAGAUUUACAGAAAAACUUGAUGACCUGGGUAAGAAGAUCGACGGAGUGCCGGAUGUGUUGCACGAGAUGUUGGAUGCGGGGAGAGAGAAAGGAAGUAAGCUGGAAAGUGAGCUGCCUGAAUUACCAGUCGAUGUUCACGGUCAUACGAUGGAGGUCGAUAGGAUUGUAGAACUCCUCACAGAUGAUAGCACCAAAGACGUGGCAGUAGUCUUAGUCAGCGGAAUGCCAGGGAUUGGGAAGUCUACUGUUUCCCUUCAAGCCGGCCAUAAGCUAAAAGAUGAUUUCGGUAGAAUCGUUAAGUUUUGCUCUUUAAGAGACCUGCAUCCCACCAAAAAUGGGCGUGACACCAAGGAUGAUGAAGGAGAAAGGGUGUGGAGGGAGAUUUUAAGCAAGUGUCAACCAGAUCAUCUACCGGCCAAAGAAUAUCCCAAAUAUGCUUUGCUCAUGUGGUGUAGGCAGCUUGAGGAAGACCUGGUUCUUGUGCUUGACAAUGCAGAAGAUGCCCAAGAGGACAAUUUUAAAGAUUCGUUUAUGGGAUUGUUAACCGAAAUGAGAACGUGUUCAAAGAAAAAAAUCAAAUUCAUAAUUACUUCAAGACGUACAGACAUUGAGAGCACCGGACCAAAUUUAACUGUUGAGAAAGUCACAGUAGAGCCUUUGAGUGAAAAGGAUAGCAUUCAAGUCUUAAAGGGAGUUGGACGUUUGCAAGUGGACUCUAAUGUCUCAGCAGAGAAAUUACGUAAGAUAGCAGAGCUGUGCGAGCACAUUCCGAUAGUGCUUCGUCUAGCAAGCCGACUUCUUUCUUCAGAUUCCGAGUACUCUGUUGACAAGUUAAUAGACUAGCUACAAGAGCGCCCUACGCGCAUACUGAAGUGUCCAGUCAUGAUGGAAGUUGCCUUUGAGAAAUUAAGUGAGCCGUUGCGGCAUUCCUUGAUUCGUCUGUCUGUUUUUAGCCGAUCUUUCGAAAGAAACGCAGCGGAGGCACUACUUGGCAACAAUUGUGCUGAUCACUUAACGCAGUUAAAGGAAAGAUGCUUUAUUCAAAAACGCGACAAUCGAUACUUCCUUCACUUGCUUAUCAGAAGUUACGCUAGAACGUUAGGAGAAAAGAAAUUUCCGGAUGUUUGGAGUCACGGCCAACAAGCAUUUGAUGAACACUUUCUGGCAAAGAUUUUGGAAAGUGCAGAGAUGUACAUGCGCAAAGAUAAAUGUAAAGAGUCGUUUGACCUUUUUAAUGAAGAAAGGCUUAACUAUGAAACCCUGAUUGGAGAUGUCAGUAGAAAGAAAAUACGGAACUGUAAAGCACUGCGAGAUGCGGUGAGUGGUUGCAGGAAUCUCGCACCUUACGUAGAAUUCUGCGUUCCCGUCAAAAUGCACGAAGAUUUUCUGAACGGGCUUUUAUGUUAUGCUCAAGAGCAAAAUGAAACAGUGCACGUAGUGGAAAUUUUGUGCCUUCUGCAUUA
Messenger RNA from Stylophora pistillata, 1668 nucleotides. RefSeq lists its product as uncharacterized. The record is from RefSeq and is a predicted model, not a curated record. Gene Ontology annotation, molecular function: ADP binding; protein binding. NCBI's taxonomy places the organism in Eukaryota, Metazoa, Cnidaria, Anthozoa, Scleractinia, Pocilloporidae.